Paramecium tetraurelia is the source of this 1956-nucleotide messenger RNA. RefSeq lists its product as uncharacterized. The record is from RefSeq and is a predicted model, not a curated record. The transcript is spliced from 2 exons. Gene Ontology annotation, molecular function: calcium ion binding. NCBI's taxonomy places the organism in Eukaryota, Ciliophora, Oligohymenophorea, Peniculida, Parameciidae.
AUGUUAGCCUCUUUUUAAUAAUAACCACUUGUCAGGAAAAUGGUCAAAUCAUAAGUUGAAUUAUCCAUGCCACAAACCAAAACCACUUCGGAUUUGCUCUUUUAAAAUUAAAGAUCUUCAUAUCAACAAUACAGAAAAUAAACCUAGCAAUCAGAUGAAAUUUCAGUUCAGAAAUUAUUUUUCAGAACUACUGAGCCUUCCAUUUAAGAAACACCCAGUUCGCUGUAUUUAACAAGACAAAGAGAGGAGCCUUUCAUUACGGCCAAUACAAAAUUUUAAGAAUAGAAAUACAAAUAGAGAAUUGAUUUCUCAAAUUCAGACCAUAAGAAUUCACUCAUAGAAUUGCCUAAAUUCAGAAUGGUUGCAAGUAUGUAUGGUAGAAGCAUCCUGUCUACAGCCAAAAUUAAUAGAAGAAUGGCCGAAUCCUCUGAUAGUGAGUUUUUUAUGUAAUCGCCAGGAUUAAGAUAAAUGAUAAUUUGUAAUUAAUUAUUUAUGGAGGAUGAACGAUUCCUCUAUUAAUUUAUGUAUGUUCCGGAUUUGACAUAACCUAAAGAAAGAUUUGAUGAUUUUGUCAAGUGCUUAAGGAAUGUGCAAAAGAUUAAUAGCAAAAGAUUAUAUUUUUAUUUAAAAGAUGGAACUCCCAUUAACUCUCACUUAGACAUUCCCCCAAUUCACAAGACUUUAAUUUAUAGUCAGAACUCUGUAUAUAAACCUUAUGAGAACCCACAAUUAGAUCUUUUAGAAUCGUAAUGCAAAUCUUAUAACUUCCUCUAAAUUAAAAAAAAGUAGUAUAAGAACAGUAAUUCAUAAGUAGAGGAUAUCAUAAGGACUCUAAAUGAUGGAUAGGAUGCUCAAUACAAUUCCAAAGAAUUGAAAUCACAGUUAAAAAAUCUUUCAUUUAGAAAAUCAAGUUUAAAGAAUUCUCUAGAAAAAUUAAUAAAGCCAACUCAACUUAACAUAGACAAUAACCUAACCUAACAAAAAACUGUGACUCACACUUAAAUAGAUAAAACUGAAACUUAGGAAUAGAAGAAAAUGGAAUUAUUCGAUGACAUGUUGUAACUGUAUGAAUAAGAAUUGAAAAAGAUAGAUUUCAAUUAAAAUCAACCUGAUGAUAUCAAUUAAAUUCAAUUCGAUAAUGAAAAUGAUGAGAUGAGAUUGAAAAUCAAACAAGCCGCCUGUUUAUUAGAACCCUUAUUAAAUAAAUUCUUGAAUCAACCUCAAAAGAAGGAGGAAGUUGUUGAAGAAUAAUUUCAAUUAAAUAAUAUGGAAUAAAAAAAAUAAACAAAAACACAAUAAAAUUUUGUACAUAAGAAUAUUAAAAGGAGAAUAAGCAACAAAUUUAGCUUGCAAUAAUUAUUAAAAAUCAAUCGAGAAUUAUUUAUUCAAAAUAUCCCGAAAUUAUUAUCAUCAUCAAAUUUUUCUCGAUAUGAAUUACACAAUACUUAUGUUCUCUAUUGUGCUUUAUAGUAAAUUACAUCGUAGAGAUACAAUUAUUAUAAUAUCAAUGACGGAGUCGAUUAUUAAACUUACAGAAGAGGAAUAUUUUAGAUAUUCUUUCAAAAUGAAUUUUUGGCUCAAUAGAUAUUUAAUCGCAUAGAUUACAAUUAUAGUGGAUUCCUUAAUUGGGAAGAAUUCCUAAGACUCAUGAUGAGCAUUAAAGCAAAAACUGUCGUUGAAAAAAUAGAUCUCUUCAUUUCAAUUUCUGAUAGUGAUGGAAAUGGUAGACUUUCUCACGAUGAAAUUUUUAAAUUAGCCAAAUUAUGCCUAUCUCAUUAUGUACAAGAUAAGGGCGAGUUCUUGGACAUUUUAUGUGAAUAUUAUACGAGGCUAAUCUUUUAAAUUGUCGAUAAAGAUAUCACAGAUGAAAUUCCCUUUGAAGAGAUAAAAAAGGCGAUAUUAGACAAUAAAGAAGACAGCGAUCUCUUAUUAAUGUUUUGUGGAGCAGAUGUAUGA